AUGCCACGGCCAUCAAAUAACAUGAACCAACGGGCAAAUGUGGACAAGCUGAAGCACCAACACUUGGUCACAUCCACCCCCAGACCGGAGCUAAUGGAAACUACAAUGGAGACACCAAGAGUCAAAUUCGACCAAAUGCUGCAUGUAAGUGCCUGCAGUAGUCGGAGCGGGCACCAAGCAAAACAGCCACAUCAAGUGGCCCAAAGAAAUAUCACAGUCAACAGUCUUGGUUUCCAAGAGCACGUUGUGCAAUCCAUGGCCGAAAUGCGCCGACAACCCCGCCCACGAGCAUCUUGUUUGACCAAGCCAUUUGUCGCAGUGCGGCGAUGA
Molecule: messenger RNA, 330 nt
Organism: Pochonia chlamydosporia 170
Lineage: Eukaryota; Fungi; Ascomycota; Sordariomycetes; Hypocreales; Clavicipitaceae
Exons: 1
Coding region: 1-330 (109 amino acids)
Source: RefSeq, a predicted model, not a curated record